This is a messenger RNA of Larimichthys crocea (large yellow croaker), 2963 nucleotides long. It is a transcript of the gene nsun4, whose product is annotated as NOP2/Sun RNA methyltransferase 4. Gene Ontology annotation, cellular component: mitochondrial large ribosomal subunit. The transcript is spliced from 8 exons. The record is from RefSeq and is a predicted model, not a curated record. The coding region runs from base 65 to 1252 and encodes 395 amino acids. Lineage: Eukaryota; Metazoa; Chordata; Actinopteri; Sciaenidae. Gene Ontology annotation, biological process: rRNA methylation. Gene Ontology annotation, molecular function: RNA methyltransferase activity.
CGAGCGGAACUUUUGUUUCGGCUCGCGAGGCAAAGACGGACCUUAAGAGUUGUCGCGCGGCAUCAUGGCGCUGCUCGUGGACAGCAGGCUGUUAAUGAGGAGAGUGAGAGAUCUGAGAUGUCUCACUCCGAGACGACACAGAGUCAAAGAGAAGUGGGCUGCCACACGUACUAAACACCCUCCCACCAGUCUGGCCCUGCAGCACUUUGAUGCCACGUACAGCAUCCAGCUGGGGAAGCUGUGGCCAUCAGUCCGAGUCGCCUUGCUGUCAGAGAGGAAAUACGGAGCUCUGCUCAAUAAUUUCUCCCAUGAUGCUGUUCUGGCAGGCUUGGAAGCCCAGGGAUGCAGAGACUUCACCAGUGAUACAGAUACAGAGGCUCAGACAUCUGAAGUUUCCACUGAGGAGGAAUCCAGCUGUGUUUCUAUGAAGAAAUCUGGCACUGAUGGUCAGCAGCUGCCUCCUCUACAGCUCAGUCCUCACAUCAAGUGCUCAGUGUUUCCAAGAGCUGAUAUAACAAGAUUCAAGCCUGCUAGACCAGACAUGUGCGGGUUGUUGGGUUACUACCUGAUGGACGCAGCAUCUGUGCUGCCUUGUCUCGCAUUAGGAGUGCAAGAAGGUCACAAUGUGCUUGACCUCUGUGCUGCUCCAGGAGGCAAAACUCUGGCUUUGCUCCAGACCCAGUGUAUAGGUUUUUUGUGUGUGAAUGACUCCUCGGUGUCUCGGACAUUACGACUGAAAAAGGUCCUCCACAGCUAUGUUCCUAAACAAUUUUUGAAUGAUGAAAAGCUACGCAUCACCUCCUUUGAUGGCACCAAGUGGGGGGAAAUCGAGAGGGACACUUUUGACAGAGUUCUUGUCGAUGUCCCGUGCACUACAGACAGACAUUCACUCAUGGAGGACGACAACAAUAUAUUCAGUAAGAACAGGACCGGUGAGAGGCGUAAGCUGCCACAGCUACAGCUGGAGCUGCUGCUGGCGGGAAUCGAAGCAGCCUGUCCGGGUGGAGAAAUCGUUUAUUCCACAUGCACACUUUCUCAGACGCAAAAUCUGAGUGUGGUGGAACAAGCCAUCUACUUGGCACGAGAACAACACGGUAUUAACCUUCAGGUUGUUGACCUGCGACCCCUCACACGCAUGUUUAGGAAAACCUUUCACUUCGCUCCCGACCUCCACCUGGGUGAGAUGGUCAUCCCACACUUAGCCGCUAACUUUGGGCCCAUCUACAUGUGCAAGCUAAGGAGGCUAACAUAGACUUGGUGGACGGCUUUUCCUUAAACCUUGUGGACAUUUGAAUGAACUAUGUCACUAUUUAUGGACUCAUGAGGUGAUCUUCUGGACCCUUCAGCCUCAGACUCAUCUGUGUAAACUGUGGCUGUUAGAUCACAGUUGAAGGAGAAGUUUUCAUCGUGGUGGUGGACUGUUGAAAUACUGGACUUAUAGUUGGUUGAAUGUGACUGAUUUCAAUGACAGAAAACACAAAGAAUACAGCCAAAGCACUUGGAACAUGACAUUAUAACUGGGGACAACAUUGAACUAGUAUUUUAAAAAGAUAUUGUACUAAACCAACAGGAAUGCCAAAAUAAAGUUCUUAGUAUUUACACUCUUAUUUUUGGAACACAUUGGAUGACUAAACAAGCUUUGCAGCUGUACUUUUAUUUUUGCCCUGUGGGUGGCAACAAUAGCUUAAUAUUAAAGUACCCUGUAUAUUCUGUGUCCACUAGAGGACACUAAAGAUACGUCCACAGAGGAGCUCCAGUAUGCAUGUCCUCCUGCACUGUGUCAGAUGCAUAGAGAUGAAUAUUUUAGGUCGGGGAAUCACAUUACUGAGACACAAAUUUCCAUCAGAAUUACCUGCUCUCUUUAACUCUCCAGUGAAAAUGGGUUUGGCUUGUUCUAGAUGGUUAUUCAUCAGGUUUGAUGGUUUUGCCUAAUAACGCGAUAUGUGGGUAUGUGAAAGGAGGGUAUAAUGAACAGGCAGGUAAUGACUUAUUUGACCAUUUGGCUUCCUACAUCUGAAUCUGUGCAACUUUCAUUAUUAUGGCUGGGAUUGACUCCGUUUUGCAUUGACAUCACUCAGAGGUGAAAUGUUUCCUCUUAUCACAAGCUAAUGUGAGCGGAGAGGUGCUUCUUUUUCCAUCACACCGCCGAUGACCCUUUAUGUUGUCCUGGCCAGGCAAUGUAGCGUGAAAAAAGGUGUGCGUGCGUGCGUGUAUAUAUAUAUAUAUAUGUGUGUGUGUGUGUGUGUGUGUGUGUGUGUGUGUGUGUCUAACGAGUCCACCAUCCACAUCCCACUGUCAUUAAGCUGCUCCAAGUGCAGGAGCUGACUCCCAUCCCCGUACAGGGAUGGACGGCAGCCAUGCGGCUCCCAGAUGAACAUUAAAGAGGCAGCAGAGAGCUAAAAUGGGACAUCUCGCCCUGUUUUGCCCCUCCGCUUUUUUAUUCCACAGAUGAGUGCAGAUAAUUUUCUGUGCGAUUGUGAGUGAUUACUGUAUUACUGCGGUAAAAGGGGGAUGUAUCUGGGAAUGCAGAGGGAAUUAAUGACACAUAAAAACUAUUUUUGUAUUGACUGCUUUCGUCUCCAGGGCCUUGAAUGCCUCUCCGCACAUCUUGUGAUUACCUAAACGUAUUGUAAAUAUGUGUUUCCUAUGGGCUCUUACAUAAAUUUACAUGUUUUAACACUCAGGAGACGGCAGACUGUUAGAGAUGAGUUACUCUCUAUUCUGGCUGUCUAUAGACUCCACUGCCUGUCUGCUUUAUUAUUGAAUUAGCCAAUGAAGCGCUGUGCAUUUGUGUCCCUGUGUGUAAGCCUGUGUUAGGAAGACAUAUGCUGUGUAUUAGAAAGAUGAAUCUUAUGGAUUUAACUACACAACCAUGCUUCUGUUGUGUUUUCAAAUGCAAUUUAAAUGUUGCUUUUUUUUUUGCUAAUAAACAUGCAGAACACUGUAAUAGUGUUUUAUGCUUU